GUAACAGCCGCCACAUCCGCCACCAUGUCCAACCCUCUCCUCCUCACACUCCUCCUCCACCUACUCGCCGCAACCGGGGCCCAUCCCGACCGCCAAAACGACACCCCCGUCGGCCGUUUCCAGAACUACCUCCGAAUCAACACCGCCCACCCCAACCCAAACUACGCCGCCCCGGUCGCCUUCCUCACCGCCAUCGCCCAAACCCUAAACCUCCAAAUCCAGACCCUCCAUUUCACCCCGUCCAAAUCCAAGCCCCUCCUCCUCCUCACCUGGCCCGGGUCCCACCCCUCUCUCCCCUCCCUCCUCCUCAACUCCCACCUAGACUCCGUCCCCGCCGAGCCCGACAAGUGGACCCACCCUCCCUUCUCCGCCCACCGCACCCCGGAGGGCCUCAUCUUCGCCCGCGGCGCCCAGGACGACAAGUGCAUCGCCAUCCAGUACCUCGAGGCCAUCCGCAACCUCAAGGCCGCCAAUUUCACCCCUAUCCGCACAGUCCACGUGUCCCUCGUCCCCGACGAGGAGAUCGGCGGCCUUGACGGCGCCGCUAAGUUCGCCGCCUCCAAGCAAUUUCAGGAUUUGAAUGUGGGGUUUAUGUUGGACGAAGGUCAGGCUAAUCCCGGCGACGAGUUUAGGGUUUUCUACGCCGAUCGGACGCCGUGGAAUUUGAUCGUGAAGGCACAGGGGACGCCGGGACACGGUUCGAGAUUGUACGAUAACGGAGCGAUGGAGAAUUUGAUGAAGAGCGUGGAGGUUAUGACUCGGUUCAGGGAGGCCCAAUUCGACGAGGUUAAAGCCGGCAAUGCGGCGAUUUCGGAGGUUAUUUCGGUCAAUCCUGUUUAUUUGAAGGCUGGGAUUGCUUCCGGCGAUGGGUUUGUGAUGAAUAUGCAACCUUCGGAGGCGGAAGCAGGGUUUAAUAUACGAAUCCCGCCUACUGCAGACCCGGAGCUUCUUAGGAAGAGGAUUGCUGAGGAAUGGGCGCCGGCAUCAAGGAAUUUGACUUACCAACUACUUGAUCAAGGACCAACUAGAGAUUUUAUGGGCCGCCCUUUAGCAACAGCAACUGAUGAUUCCAAUCCAUGGUGGUCUGUUUUCAAACAAGCUAUCGAAUCAGCUGGAGGGAAACUUGCGAAGCCUGAAAUUUUGACAUCAACUACCGAUGCACGAUUCAUGAGGCAGCAGGGCAUUCCUGCGCUUGGUUUUUCCCCAAUGACAAAUACUCCUAUCUUACUUCAUGACCAUAAUGAGCACCUAAAGGAUACCGUAUUCUUGAAAGGCAUAAAAGUUUAUGAAUCUCUAAUCAGUGCUUUGAGUUCCUUUGAGCAAACAUCUCAAUAGCCACUCUCAGUAUCAAAUGGAAAGGACAAUUAUCAUAUGCUAGACUUGACAUGGUGGCAGUGCUGCACCAUUCUGGGCGUUUUGCACUCGGGGGGACGCAAAGGUGGAUUUAUACUUGGGGCCGUCUGAAAGGUUAAGUGAUGAUUUAACAGAUUUACAAACUUUAUAGUAAGCUUUAUAAAUUGCGGACACCGAAUAAAAGUCCAGGAGCCGCCAUUUUAGUUGGCACUGGACCUUCUUUGCAUGUGUAUUGCUGUAAUGACAUUAUUGUACGUUCCUUGGAACGUUGUAUAAAUUAGAAUUAGAGUUCACAAAUUAAUAGAUGGCACUUAUCACCUUAAAAUGGAA
This is a messenger RNA of Pyrus x bretschneideri (Chinese white pear), 1683 nucleotides long. RefSeq names its product aminoacylase-1. NCBI's taxonomy places the organism in Eukaryota, Viridiplantae, Streptophyta, Magnoliopsida, Rosales, Rosaceae. Gene Ontology annotation, molecular function: aminoacylase activity. The record is from RefSeq and is a predicted model, not a curated record. Gene Ontology annotation, cellular component: cytoplasm. Bases 25 to 1335 code for a protein of 436 amino acids. Gene Ontology annotation, biological process: amino acid metabolic process. The transcript has 4 exons.